AUGCUUAUGACAUCAGGUCAACCUUUUAAAUAUAAAGGAUCAAUCGAUUGCAUAACUCAUGCUAUUCGUAACGAAGGUGUUACUUCAUCAUUAUUAAAAGGAACUGGUGCCAAUAUUGGAAGAGGUAUUGAGGGUGCUGGUGUUUUAGUUGGCUUUGAUAAGCUAGUACAACUUUAUACCGGUACCAAAUUUGAUACUAAUACUAGUGGCAGUGGCUAA
Adineta ricciae is the source of this 219-nucleotide messenger RNA. The record is from the annotation of a GenBank genome assembly. NCBI's taxonomy places the organism in Eukaryota, Metazoa, Rotifera, Eurotatoria, Adinetida, Adinetidae.